AUGCAGGCGUUUCUGAAAACUGGUAAAAUUUCUGCCACUGAAAAAGCUGGCCCAUCUGGUUUGAAAACAACAAAGAAAAAGCCUCCAGCGCCAUGGGUAGAAAAAUAUAGGCCUAAAACCAUUAAUGAUAUUGUUGAUCAAGGGGAAGUAGUGCAAGUCCUUAGGGAAUGUUUAUCAGGUAGUGAUUUGCCUCAUCUUCUAUUUUAUGGACCACCGGGAACUGGUAAAACUAGCGCUAUAUUGGCAGCAGCUCGUCAGCUUUUCGGAGAUAUCAGCCGUGAUCGAGUACUUGAAUUAAAUGCUUCAGAUGAGCGUGGUAUUCAAGUUAUAAGAGACAAGGUCAAAGCAUUUGCUCAGCUGACUGUUAGCAGUACUAAACCAGAUGGGAAAUCAUGUCCAUCCUAUAAACUUGUAAUUUUGGACGAAGCUGACUCUAUGACAAAUGCAGCACAGGCAGCAUUGAGGCGGACUAUGGAGCGAGAAACAAGGACAACACGUUUCUGUCUCAUUUGUAACUAUGUGUCUAGAAUAAUACCACCUAUAACCAGUAGAUGUUCAAAGUUCAGAUUUAAACCUUUGGCGAAGGAAAAUGUAAUAAAAAGAUUGCGCGAAGUAUGCGACUGUGAAGGCGUCGAUGUUGGAAACGGAGAAAUUCUUCAUCAGGCCGUAGACACGUGCGACGGUGAUCUUCGAAGAGCCCUAACUGCACUCCAGUGCUGCCAAAGACUCCUGGGGAAAAUUACGGCAGAAGGACUGAUUGAGGUUACUGGAAUCGUUCCAGAUAAGUUAGUCAACGAAUUCCUUGCCAUUAAAAAUUACAGUGAACUGGAAGUCUUUGUUGAAAAAUUCCUCAUGGACGCAUAUUCAGCAUCACAGCUGCUAGAGCAGCUAAGCAGCACGGUUGUGAGCAGCGGCCAUUUGACUAACAAGCAGAAAUGUGAAAUCAGUGAGAAACUAGCGAUUUGUUCCCAUCGCUUGCUGGAAGGUGGCGCUGAGGUCAUGCAACUCACAGAUCUGGGCUGCACUAUCAUUAUGGCCAAUAGCAACCCCUGA
Molecule: messenger RNA, 1053 nt
Organism: Leptosia nina
Lineage: Eukaryota; Metazoa; Arthropoda; Insecta; Lepidoptera; Pieridae
Source: the annotation of a GenBank genome assembly